AUGGGCAGAAAACAAACAAUCACUUUCAAACAUUGUCUUGUUUUGCAGGUUUGUGCAGACGAUGUGCUGACAAAAGAAGAACAGAUAGGCCUUUUGUUCAGAGCCAAACGAAAGUGUGAGGGCAACAUCAAGUCCAAGAACAAGGUCCCUGAUGGAUUCUGCUCACCAGAGUGGGAUGGUAUUGUCUGUUGGCCUGAAGGGGCUCCUGGAGAGUUAGUAUCCACUUCCUGUCCAGACUAUAUCUAUGACUUUAACCAUAAAGGACUAGCAUACCGUCGAUGUGACAACAAUGGAACUUGGGAGCAAGCUUUAGGAAACAAGACAUGGGCCAAUUAUAACGAGUGCGCAAAAUUCCUCUACCAUUACAACCAUAGCCAUGAAAAGGAGGUCUUUGACCGUUUGUUUCUCAUCUACACAGUCGGAUACUCCAUCUCUCUAGGAUCCCUUAUGGUGGCUGUUGUCAUCUUGGGAUAUUUUCGACGGUUGCACUGCACCAGAAACUACAUCCACAUGCACCUCUUUGUAUCCUACAUGCUCAGAGCUAUAAGUAUUUUUGUGAAAGAUGUUGCACUCUACUCUGGAACUGCAUGGGAAAACAUGGAAAGAGUCACAGUGGAAGGCCUGAAGUCCAUAACUGAAGCUCCGCCAGCCAACAAAACGCAGUUUAUCAGCUGUAAGGUGGCGGUGACCUUGUUCAUGUACUUCCUGGCGACCAAUUACUACUGGAUCCUUGUGGAGGGUCUUUACCUCCACAGCCUCAUAUUCAUGACCUUUUUCUCAGACAGAAAGUAUCUCUGGGGAUUCACUCUGAUUGGAUGGGGGGUGCCAGCAGUGUUUGUGACCAUCUGGGCAACUGUGAGAGCCAUAUUUGACGACACGGAGUGUUGGGACUUAAGUUCAGGCAAUUUGAAAUGGAUAUAUCAAGUGCCUAUCCUGGUGGCAGUAGUGGUUAACUUUAUGUUAUUUCUGAACAUCAUCAGAGUCUUAGCAACUAAACUACGGGAAACAAAUGCUGGAAGGUGUGAUACCAGACAACAGUACAGAAAACUGUUAAAGUCCACGUUUGUGUUGAUGCCACUGUUUGGAGUUCACUACAUCAUAUUCAAUGCCAUGCCAUAUACAGAGGUGUCUGGAAUUCCAUGGUUGAUCCAAAUGCAUUACGAGAUGCUUUUCAAUUCAUUCCAGGGAUUCUUGGUUGCAAUCAUAUACUGCUUUUGCAACGGAGAGGUUCAAGCUGAGAUCAAAAAGUCCUGGAGUCGCAGAACAUUGGCCCUGGACUUCAAAAGAAAGGCCCGAAGUGGCAGUAACACUUACAGCUAUGGACCUAUGGUAUCACACACGAGUGUUACCAAUGUCACUGCCAGAGGACCGCUGGCCCUCCACCUCACCACGAGGCUGGGACCCGUGCCUGUGAACGGCCACAGGAACCUCCCAGGGUAUGUGAAGAAUGGCUCAGUCUCAGAGAACUCCAUACCUUCAUCAGGACAGGAGCUCCACAUACCCGAAGAGGAGAACUCUACUCAUGCGCGACCCAGUGAGGAUGAGAAACCCUCUCCUGUGGUUGAGGAGGAGAGGGAAACUGUCAUGUGACCUCUUGGGAACUGUUUAUUGAGAUGAAAAGAGAACAAACGCAGCAGGAAACACUCAGGAUGGUCUGAAGGGGAUGACUGCAUACAUCAACACUGCCAGUUUUUUUCUCCUGUGAAUCGAGCCAUAACAUGAACAAUGUUGAGACUCAAGGUAUAAAGGAUGCAUCACUUUUUAGAGCUACUCUGAGUGAUUGUGACCCCAAACUGUUGUGGCAAGUAACUCACAGCUCUUUCAUCAACCACCCGCAUCAGAGAAUGUGUAAACACCUAAACUGAUUUGUCUUUCUCAUUUUCCAUCUAGUUUGCUUAUGUAGCAAAUGUCUUGUGGUGAUUCUUUCUGUAUAUUACAAGUUGGAGUUAAGUAGGUACAGUAGUUUCUGAAAACAGCCUUAAUCACCUGAUCUUAAGCCAGGUAGGUAUAAGCUAGACAUUAAUUAAGUGUAGGCCUGGCUUAAAAAAAGAGAGACAUCCAUUCAUGAAUUGUGGCAUUGUAUCUCAUUUGUUCUGCAUUGUCUUAGAUCCACUUCAGCGUAAAAGGGAAGUUACUCAGGUAAUUGAAGUCCUCUGUUGUGCACACCUGUUUAGUGGUGUUUCAGCAUAGUCUACAUUUCUCUCCAGAGGACAUUGGUGUUUUGUAUAAGGUUAUGUGUUUUGUUUUGUUUUGUUUUUUUCUAAAUAUUGUACAGUUUCUGCUGUUGUCUAACAAACCAAUUUUCCUCUCUUUAAUUCUAACAGAGUUUGAAUGGUUGAAAUGAAUGUACUGCUGUCAAAUCUCCCUGCAGUUGACAAAAAAAAAAUAGCCAAAGUAAGAAUGCCAACUUAGAAUCUUUUUUAAAGCUGUUUAGACUUAUUUGUAAUGAAAAAAUAAACUGAUUUAAAAAAAAGAAAAAGAGGAGACCCCCUUUCAAAGCAGAGGAUGCAGAAGGUUGUCCUACACUUCAGUGGAUUCCUAAUUAAGUGAGAAAUCUGAGGAUUCCCCAAGUAUUAAAAGAAUGACAUUAGAGGUGGAUGUUAAGAAAAACAGUAGUUUUGCAUAAGUGAUGUGCUGCUUUUUGAUGUAUAUAGUCAAGUCGCAAUGUUUACAAGUGUCAAAAAUACAUUCUAAUUGUGAGCUAAAGUGUUCAUUUGUAUGGAUAUGUUGAAGCUGUUGUAAUGUAUUUUUGCUCAUGUGUUUGUAAAUUGAAUGUUGGCAAUAUUUGGUCAUGUAUAUAAGUCCAAACUGAAUUGGUGAAUAUAUUUACAUUUUACAGAGGGCAUUCAUACUUUAAUUUACAGAAGCAUAACAGAUAAUAUGAUAACCCUUUUUCUUGUACAUUAUUGCACUUAACCCCCAUGGCUGGCAUUGAAGGUGAUGUCAUUCAUUAAACCAAAGAGUAAAGGUAUGCUAAGCCUAGAGAGAAAAGAUUUUAGAACUAAAUAUGUUUGUGUUAUUAUCCAACACAUUUGCCUAAACUUGGAGUGACAAAGACAAAAAAAAAAAGGAAAACCAUUCCUAGCAAUCUAAAGCCUACUAAUAAUGAACUAGUGCCAUUUAUUUUAAAGGCAAUGCUGUUGUAUUCAAGUCUUUACUUUUGAGUUUUGGCGUACCUGAUGAUUUUAAAUUUGUGACCACAGUUUAACAUGAUUUAGCACCUCAACAAUCCCAACUGAUAUGUAGAAAAAGCGAGCAAGGGGCCUUUUUGUGUAAAGUUUGCAUGUUCUCGCAGAGUUUGUGUAGGUUCUCUAUGACUACUCCAUUUUCUUUCCAUCGUACCAAACCAUGCAUGACAAGUUAAACUGAUGAUUCCAAAUUGACAAUAAGAAUGGAUGCAAAUGUGUGUGUGGUUCUUUGUCUCCAUGUAACCCUGUGAUAGAUUGGUGACCUAACCAAGGUGUAACCUGCCUAUCACCCAAAGUCAGCUUGGAAAUGUUCCAGCCCCUCCUCCGUUGUGACCCCACUAGCAAUAGGUGGACUAUAGUGCAACUAAAGGAUAUAUGCAGAAAAAACUACUGUAAAAUUUUACACUAAUGUUUGAUGACAGGUUCUUUAUUCUUUGUAGCUUUCAUGCUCCUAUGACCUAAAUGAAUUAUAAAUCCUAUGUCCACAAUUUAAUUUUUUUCAAUAUCCGUUGUUAAUUUUCUAAAAGGAUUUAACAUAUUGAACUGUAAUCAGAACCAUUCAAAUUGACAUAAUAUGCGCUCAUAAAAGAUUUCAACUACCUAGUUUUUACUGUUAAGUCUCACUCAUCUUGCAGUUUAUUGUACUGUACUUUUACUAAUUCAUUAACUUUGUUUGAUAAUAUUCUCAUAUUUUUUGUUCAGAUCAGAUGCCAAGACAAAAAAGUCACAUGAGGCAUGCAUACGCUAAGUCACAUUUACAGUAAUUAUAUGUUUUUUAUGUAAAAGACAUAACACACUGUCUUUCCAAACAAUUUCCAAACAAAGUCACAGUGUUAACAACUUCCCAAUGCCCUGCUGUCUUUCUACAUUUAAUCUAAGACUAUAUUUCUUAUUCAUUGUUUAGAGUUGUGCAUGUUUUUGAGAAAAAAAAGUUCUUUGAACUGAAAGACAAAGACAACAGAACCUCUUAAAGUGUGGAAAGACGUGAUAACACAUAACAAAAUCUUAUUAAAGCAAAAAUGCAGGCUGUAAUUUCAAAGGCAUCCAUCUCACUAACUCUUCCUAUGAGUGACUGCCCAUGACGGUUGGAUUGACAGUUCCACAGGGAUCCACCAUGAUUAUCAGUGGAGGUUGGGUAAAUUGACUACAUCUGUAAUUACAGGUGACUGCAGGCCACAGCGAUGGCAAAAUGAAAUGAUCUGAAGUGGAAUGAUAUCUUUGUCACGAGAUGACAUAGCAUUCCCCUGCCACACACAAUAUUUGUUGUUCAUUCAACUGGAUUCCUUUAGCCCGUUUAAUUACAUUCCACACAGUUCUGUGGAAACCCAGUUGGGGUGUAUUUGUCAAGUUAUAAGGAGCUGUGUUUAUAUAAUAAAAUCACAAAAUAUCAGAGCAUAAAAAGAUUUUAAUAAUGUCAUUCUAACAAUACCUGGAGAUUUUUAUUUGAGCACUUUAAUACUCUAUAACAUGGUAUUCUGCUCUGAUUGUAUCUUGUAAUAUGAUUGUGCUUUGGAAUCGUGUAAAAUAAGGCCAAUAAUCAUAGAGCUAAUGUUGUAUUUCAUUGUUUUGAAUACCUCUCAUGGGAGUAUAGAAUAUGUUUUAUGUCAUAUAUUUAUCUUGUGCUGCAAUGUACUCAGUGGAGCCAACAUUAGUCUUAAUGCUUUAUUCUAGGCUGCAGUAUGUGGGCCGUGUAUGCUAAGGCACCCCUCAUCCUCUCUUUGCUCCUUUGUGAUGGAGGCAUGUUGUAGAUAUCAGUGUAAACUUUGCAUAAGUUUUCUCGUUUCUUUCGUUCAAAAUUGAAUUGUGAAUAUGAUAAUAAAUACAUCAUUCCA
Molecule: messenger RNA, 5020 nt
Organism: Menidia menidia (Atlantic silverside)
Lineage: Eukaryota; Metazoa; Chordata; Actinopteri; Atheriniformes; Atherinopsidae
Source: the annotation of a GenBank genome assembly